CUCCUCAGCAUUCUUGUUCAUCUCGUUUCUCCAUCUCGUGGAGUGGGGGUAGAAGUAGAGUGUGAGGUGCAAAGUGGAAGGAAGGAUGAAAUUACUUGCCUGUAUUUCUUAUCAAGAUGGGUCUGAAAGGGCAAUGGUGCUUUCCUUGGUCUGGUCCUCGGAGACAGCGAGGGAACCAAAGGGCAACAGCCCUGACUUUGGCCUCCCAUCCAGACUCUAAUCAGGCCAGGGGGCACCCCCUGCCUGGAAGAGGACCCACUCAAGGAGACAGUGCCUACUUCAGCAGCAAAGCUCGACUCUCCUUCCGUCACCAGCUGCACGCCACAACUUCAGCCAAUGACUCUACCAAUUGA
Messenger RNA from Dromiciops gliroides (monito del monte), 353 nucleotides. RefSeq lists its product as uncharacterized. Lineage: Eukaryota; Metazoa; Chordata; Mammalia; Microbiotheria; Microbiotheriidae. The transcript has 3 exons. The record is from RefSeq and is a predicted model, not a curated record. Bases 117 to 353 code for a protein of 78 amino acids.